Messenger RNA from Tupaia belangeri chinensis (Chinese tree shrew), 1479 nucleotides. RefSeq names its product ATPase H+ transporting V0 subunit d2 (gene ATP6V0D2). Gene Ontology annotation, molecular function: proton-transporting ATPase activity, rotational mechanism. The record is from RefSeq and is a predicted model, not a curated record. Lineage: Eukaryota; Metazoa; Chordata; Mammalia; Scandentia; Tupaiidae. Gene Ontology annotation, cellular component: proton-transporting V-type ATPase, V0 domain. Gene Ontology annotation, biological process: proton transmembrane transport. The transcript is spliced from 8 exons. The coding region runs from base 110 to 1162 and encodes 350 amino acids.
ACAGGCAGCCUGGUAACUACAGCCCCUGUCCCAGAGCAGUGCCAGUCUUCAGGGACGAACUGGGACUGCACAGCUGUUUCAGCCUCCGUGGGCUGGGAUCGCUUUCGCCAUGCUGGAGGGUGCAGAGCUGUACUUCAAUGUGGACCAUGGCUACCUGGAGGGCCUGGUGCGAGGCUGCAAAGCCAGCCUUCUGACCCAGCAGGACUACAUCAACCUGGUCCAGUGUGAGACCCUAGAAGAUCUGAAAAUUCAUCUCCAAACCACUGAUUAUGGCAACUUCCUAGCUAAUCAAACAAAUCCUCUUACCGUUUCCAAAAUUGACAACGAAAUGAGAAAAAAGCUAUGUGGAGAAUUUGACUAUUUCCGGAAUCAUUCCUUGGAACCCCUCAGCACAUUUUUCACCUACAUGACGUGCAGUUACAUGAUAGACAAUGUGAUUCUACUGAUGAAUGGUGCAUUGCAAAAAAAGUCGGUGAAAGAAAUUCUGGUGAAGUGCCACCCACUAGGCCGUUUCACAGAGAUGGAGGCAGUCAACAUCGCGGAGACACCUUCAGAUCUCUUCCAUGCUGUUCUGGUUGAAACACCACUAGCUCCAUUCUUUCAAGACUGUAUGUCUGAAAAUACCCUAGACGAACUGAAUAUUGAAAUACUGCGUAAUAAAUUAUACAAGUCUUACCUUGAGGCCUUCUAUAAAUUCUGUAAGAAUCAUGGUGAUGUCACAGCAGAAGUUAUGUGUCCCAUUCUUGAGUUUGAGGCUGACAGACGUGCUUUUAUCAUCACUCUCAACUCCUUUGGCACUGAAUUGAGCAAAGAAGACCGGGAGACCCUCUACCCAGCCUGUGGCAAGCUCUAUCCUGAGGGGUUGCGCCUAUUGGCUCAAGCAGAAGACUUUGACCAGAUGAAGAGAGUGGCAGAGAAUUAUGGAGUAUACAAGCCUCUGUUUGAGGCUGUCGGUGGCAAUGCAGGAAAGACAUUGGAAGACGUGUUUUAUGAGCAUGAGGUACAAAUGAAUGUAUUGGCAUUCAACAGGCAAUUCCACUACGGCGUGUUUUACGCAUACGUAAAGCUAAAGGAACAAGAAAUGAGAAACAUUGUGUGGAUAGCCGAGUGCAUUUCACAGAGACAUCGAACGAAAAUCAACAGUUACAUUCCAAUUUUAUAAUGCAGUGGAGGGGGUCAGAUGCAGAAAAUUAUAAAUAAUGAAAGGAAGUUAUUGAGGAAAAUAAAAAGUAUUGUGCUAUUUUAUCUAGGUUAUGCAAAUAAGGCUACAGCUUCAAGAAUUGCAGAGUCACUGGGAACACCUUACACCAACGCUGAAACAAAGCAUUUCUAUUUUCAGAUUCCUUAAAUCUUGUUUCUACAUUUAUGUCUCAUUCUUCACUGGGUCUUAAAUGGUCAUUUUUAAUAAACCCUCUGGCACUUUUUCUAUUCAUGUUGGAUCAUGUUAAAAAUUAGACCUAAUAAAAGAAUUUUCUUCUU